Messenger RNA from Plasmodium coatneyi, 1887 nucleotides. RefSeq lists its product as uncharacterized. Lineage: Eukaryota; Apicomplexa; Aconoidasida; Haemosporida; Plasmodiidae. The transcript is spliced from 4 exons. The record is from RefSeq and is a predicted model, not a curated record. The coding region runs from base 1 to 1887 and encodes 628 amino acids.
AUGGAAGAUCCUUCAGAAGAAUUACCCUCACAAGUAAUAUACGCUGCCUUCGGAAGGAAGGAGGGGGAAUGUCAGGAAGGUCGUGGGAGUAAGGACUGUAAGAAGGAUGUAAUAGAAGGUGUAGGAGGGGCAUUAGGUGUGUGGAACAGGGAUUUAUGGCUGCAUGAUAGGGAAUUGGCCACUGCAAUUGUGAGAAGCUACUAUUCCGCACGCAUAGUGCAAGCACAAUCAGAGGGUUAUUAUAAACCUUGUCAUUUCUUUUAUUAUUGGCUAGGUGAUAGAAUAAGGGGGAAUCUAAACAGGAACCCACCAGUUAGUACACUCAUGAAUUCAAUUUACAGUAAACUGAAGAAUUUCCCAUGUGGGAGUGAGUGCAAGAGGGAGUGUACACACUUGUACAAGGAUAAUGAUAGCUGGGAAAUUUUCACCAAGGGAAAAAAAGUAUUCGAUUAUUAUUAUGACUAUGACUACUUACAAAGACAUUCUGAGAAUGAAGCAUGCUCCCGUAUUUCGAAUUAUGACCAAUACCGGGAGGUAGCUCAAACAGCAUAUACACAGUUAUGUAAUUAUUGUAAGACUAAUAGCAAUGACUAUUGUAGAGAUUUCGAAGGGAAAUAUAUGCAGGGGGGGAAGUGCAAGAAUACGGAAUUGCCAAAAUUAGAGUGUUCCUCAUCGUCUCAAUUAGAGCCUGAAGACGAGGAAGAUGAUGAUGAAUCAUGCUCAGGGGACAAAGCUCCUUGUCCAUCAAAACCAACAAAGGCACCAAAAAAAGCAACCACUAUCCAACUAACGAAAGCACAUUUGGAAAGAUUGAACUCAUAUUUGCAGUAUUAUAAAAAGUUUAAGGACAGUAAGGGUUAUUGCAACUAUUCUUGCUUCCCCAGAGUAAAAAUAAGGGACGCAAUCAAAACAUAUUUCGAAGAGCAGAAAUAUGCAACGGUAGUUGCAAAUGCAUUAUGUUAUGUUUCUACAAAAAUAGGGAUGGAGAAGGAACCUCGCGACCCAUUCUGCAACUUCCUCUAUUAUUGGUUAGGGCAUUUAUUAUAUAAAAAAUUAACAAAUUCUACUAUUUCAUUUUCCACUGUUAUAGAAGCAAUUAAAAAAGAAUUAAAUAAAAUUCCUCAGAAUCAUAAAUGUGAAUUGCAAUUUAGUAACCUCAGCGAAGCCAACGACUUCACCACUCUCAACUAUAAACAAAUAGUCUAUGAAUAUUUCAUAGACCGCGCUAAGAUAGAACAAAAUUUUAGUAGGGCAGCUCCCAAACCUGCUUCUACACCUUCCUGCACUAAAAAAUAUAAAGCUCACUUAGAAAACAUUACUAAAGCAUGUUCCACUGUAACUUCGUACUGCAAGGGGGAUGGUAAAACAAAGGAUCCUUCAUACUGUAAUGAAUUCGAUACAAACUAUAAAAGUUUCUGUGAAGAGGAAGGAAUGUCAAAAUUGCAAUCAGUUAAGGAACUAACUGAUGACCAAACUACGGGGUGUACUGAAGAGUUGAGUGGGGAGGCGACCACCCUUGGAAACAACACCUCCACUACUACCGCUAUUUCUUCCAUAUUGGGAGUAGCAGGAGUUGGAGUACCUGCUAUUGCUGCCUUUCUAUAUAAGUAUAAACCCUGGUAUUCUUGGUUUGGUAACAACACUUCUGGAAAUGGAAGAGGAAGGAGCAACACAAGAAAGAGAAGGUCCAGCACACAUAACUUUCGUUCGUCCACAGAAGACACCUUAACAACAUAUUCCACAGAAAAUUCAACAAUAGGUCCCACAGAAAGUUCUACAAUAGAUGGAAUAGUACCUUCUACUCCAUACACAAGACAGCCUAACAGGGGAGGAAAAACAAAUAAUAGUACGGCGGGUCGCGGGAUGGUAGGUUAUCAAAACAUGUAA